AUGAGCGUUGUGCCCCCUGGUCUGUCAACGCAUCGACCAUGCUCCCCCUCUCACUGUUGUAUUUCCUCGCGGCCGCCGCCGCCUCGGACGUGCGGCACACGCAAGUCGUGAUCCUCGGCGGCGGGAUAUCGGGCAUCAGCCUCGCGCGCACCCUCACGGCGCACAACAUCACCGACUUUGUGCUCCUCGAAGCGCGGGACGAGCUCGGCGGGCGCGCGCACACCGCCACGCUGCGCGGGAGCGCGGGCGACGUCGUCGUUGAGAAAGGGUGUAAUUGGAUACAAGGCCCGGGGAAGGAGCCGAUCGUCGCGCUCGCGAAGAAGUGGGGGCUCAAGACGACGCCGACCAACUACUCGUCUGCCGUGUGGUUCGAGGGGCUCGGCGUCGAAGCCGACGGAGAGCGCGGGCGCUUCCUCGCGCCCGAGGAGACGGACGCAUUCAUGCUCGACUACGAUGACUUUAUCGAGAACGCGCCGGGGUAUUCUGAGUGGCGCAGCAACAACUCGCUCGUCGACGUUUCCGUGCGCGUCGCCACGUCCAUCAUGGACUGGAUGCCCGUCACGCCGCUGCAGCGGGCGUACGAGUACUGGAACAUCGACUACACGUUCGCGCAGUCGCCCGAGGAGAGCAGCUUCGCGAAUGCGUUUGCGCAGGAAGCAGGCAUUGCGAACGAGCGCGACGACUUUGUCGUGGAUCCCCGUGGGUUCAAGUACAUUUUCGUGCAGGAGGCGCGGGAGAUGUUCGGGCAGAAGCUCACUGACGAGCGUUUGCGCCUGAAUACGACCGUUCAUACCAUUGAUUACUCUGCGCUUGGUAAUGGUAGAGAUACCGGGGGUAAGGACAAGGACAAGGGCAAAGGCAAGGGCGGGGACAAGGACGGGCGCAGAGAGGAGCACAAGAGAGAGGAUAAGACCGCGGGCACGACCAAACCCGACAGGCCAGAGAUCCUCGUCCAUACCGACAAGGGCACGUUUGCCGCGCCACACGUCGUAUCGACGUUCAGCGUCGGCGUGCUGCAGCACCAGGACGUGAAGUGGGUUCCGCGCCUGCCGGACUGGAAAAAGGAGGCGAUAUUCACCUUUGCCAUGGCGACUUAUCAGAAGAUCUUCUUCCUGUUCGAGAAGCAGUUCUGGGGCGAUUCAGAGUUCAUCAUGUACUCGGACCCGGACGAGCGUGGCCGGUACAUGGUGUGGCAGAACAUCAAUGCGCCAGGCUACUUCCCACCCGGCGCAAACAACGUCUUGAUGGUGACAGCGACGGGCGCCUUUGGGCGACGGAACGAGCAGAUGAGCGACGAGGAGAUUGUAGAGGAAGCCCUCGUCGUCCUGCGCGAGAUGUACGGCGACGUGCCGGCGCCCCUCGACGCCCUCGUGCCCCGCUGGACGCUCGACCCGCUCUUCCGCGGCUCGUACUCGAACUGGCCGCUCGGUGCGCUCGACCAGCACCAUUCAAACCUCGGGCAGCCGCUCGGCGGCGCCCAGUCUUGGCUCCACUUUUCGGGCGAAGCCACUUCCGCCGACUCGUUUGGGUACGUUCAAGGCGCGUGGGACCAGGGCAUCAGAACCGCCGAGGCCAUCGUCGCGUGCUUCGCUGGCGACUGCCCCGACGCCACGGUGUAUGAGGCCGUCACGACGUGCGAGCAGGACGAGACGACUAUGUCAAGAAGAAGCGUGCGCGGUGCGGGGGGACGGAAGCGCGGGGGCGCGCCGCGCCGUCACGCCAUCUUGCCGCAGAAGCAGAAGGAGAAGAAGAAUUAGGAAUGCAGUCAAUGCCAGGACAUAGCAUCCUAGUUAUACGCCGCGUCUCGUGUCACACACGGCGGCUGCAAGCACAGGGAUGUACGGCUGUCGAUCACUCCGUCCGUGCAAUGCUUGCGUCAGCAUGCGGGUGGGCCAUGUAGCGCGUCAUGCAGGCAUUAAGCUCGCCGGACAUGCGCGCCGUCCCGAGAAAUAAACGCCACCAUUCCCGCUGCUGUCACUACGCAUGGUCUGCGGGGAGGAGAUGUCUCGAUGAUAUGGGAGUUGGUUUGCAUGUCUCAGCCGAAAACCUGGAAAGUUUGUACGUGCAGAGUUUGGCGUUCUGGUGCGAGCGUACGCAUU
Molecule: messenger RNA, 2099 nt
Organism: Cutaneotrichosporon oleaginosum
Lineage: Eukaryota; Fungi; Basidiomycota; Tremellomycetes; Trichosporonales; Trichosporonaceae
Molecular function (GO): oxidoreductase activity
Source: RefSeq, a predicted model, not a curated record